Molecule: messenger RNA, 3424 nt
Organism: Gastrolobium bilobum
Lineage: Eukaryota; Viridiplantae; Streptophyta; Magnoliopsida; Fabales; Fabaceae
Product: probable leucine-rich repeat receptor-like protein kinase At5g63930
Exons: 2
Coding region: 1-3282 (1093 amino acids)
Biological process (GO): protein phosphorylation
Molecular function (GO): protein kinase activity; receptor serine/threonine kinase binding; ATP binding
Source: RefSeq, a predicted model, not a curated record
AUGGAGAGGAAUGCAUCUGCAUUGUUUGUGAUAAUGAUAUUUACUCUUUCAACUACUCUAUUUUUCUGUCUAUCUGAAGGGCUCAAUGCAGAGGGUAAAUACCUUCUGGACAUAAAAGGGAGAUUGUUUAACAAAUACAACCAUCUAGAUAACUGGAAUUCAAGUGAUUCCACACCUUGUGGUUGGAAGGGGGUCAACUGCAGCACUGGUGGCAAUCCUGUGGUGGAGUCUCUAGAUUUGCAUUCAAUGAACCUAUCCGGGUCUUUGGCUCCCAGCAUUGGUGGUUUGGUUCACUUGCAUCACCUUAAUCUGUCUCAAAACUUUUUGUCUGGUGUUAUUCCCAAGGAAAUUGGAAACUGUUCAAGUUUGCAGGUUCUUGGUCUCAACAAUAAUCUGUUUGAAGGCAGAAUUCCUGUUGAAAUAGGUAGGCUUUCAGAUUUAACAGAAUUGUAUCUUUACAACAACAGACUUUCUGGGCCUUUUCCAGUGGAAAUUGGUAACCUUUCUUCACUCUCAAUAUUUGUUGCAUUCACCAACAAUCUCAGUGGAUCUUUGCCACCUUCUUUUGGGAAACUUAAAAGAUUGAGAAGAUUCCGAGCUGGGCAGAAUUUGAUAUCAGGAAGUCUACCCCAAGAGAUAGGUGGAUGUGAGAGCUUGCAAUAUCUUGGCUUAACUCAAAAUCAGAUAACUGGUGAAAUUCCAAAAGCACUUGGACUGCUCAAGAACAUACAAUAUUUGGUCAUUCGGGAAAAUAACCUUUAUGGGGCCAUACCUAAAGAGCUUGGAAACUGUACUAGUCUGGAGGUUCUUGCUUUGUAUCAGAAUAAUCUUGUGGAAGCAAUUCCUAAGGAGCUGGGAAACCUUGUGCUCCUAAAGAGGUUAUACCUUUACCGGAAUAAGUUGACAGGAAAAAUUCCAAAGGAGAUUGGGAACCUUUCUCUUGCAACAGAGAUUGAUUUUUCAGAAAACUUCCUGGCAGGAGAGAUACCGGUUGAGUUUGUCAAAAUAAGAGGGCUACAAUUGCUUCAUCUUUUCCAGAACAAGCUAACUGGUGUCAUCCCACAUGAGCUUACCAGCUUGAAAAACCUGAUUAAGCUAGAUCUCUCUAUUAAUUAUCUCAAAGGUGCUAUUCCUGUUGGGUUUCAAGACUUGACCAACUUGACCUCCCUGCAACUCUUCAACAACUCACUAAGUGGUACCAUUCCUCAAUCACUGGGAGCAAAUAGUCCACUUUGGGUGCUUGAUUUAUCAUACAACUACUUGGUGGGAAGACUGCCAGUCCAUCUUUGCCAACAUUCUGACUUGAUGCUGUUGAACUUAGGAUCAAACAAGCUCACUGGAAAUAUUCCUUAUGGAAUUACAAGCUGCAAGUCCUUGGUGCAACUUCGUCUCUUUGGUAACAACCUCAGAGGCAGGUUUCCUUCUAAUUUGUGCAACCUCGUUAAUCUUUCUGCAGUGGAGUUGGAUCAGAAUAACUUCACUGGGCCUAUUCCUCCACAAAUUGGUAACUGCAAGAAUUUGCAAAGACUUCAUCUUUCAAAAAAUCACUUCUUGUCUGAAUUACCAAGAGAAAUAGGUAACCUCUCAAAGUUAGUCACCUUCAAUGUCUCGUCAAAUUAUCUUUUAGGUAGAGUGCCAUUGGAACUGUUCAAUUGCAGGAAUCUCCAAAGACUUGAUCUCAGCCACAACAACUUCAUAGGUUCUUUUCCAGAUGAGAUAGGAACUCUUUCACAAUUGGAGCUUCUAAGGCUCUCAGAAAAUAAUUUUUCUGGUAAUAUUCCUGUGGCAGUGGGAAAACUCUUUAGAUUGACUGAGCUGCAAAUGAGUGGCAACUCAUUUUGUGGUUGCAUUCCACCUGAGUUGGGUGCUCUCUCAUCUUUACAGAUUGCAUUGAAUCUCAGUUAUAAUAAACUCUCAUGCCAGAUCCCCUCUGAGCUUGGGAACCUUAUUAUGCUAGAAUCACUCCAACUCAACAAUAACCAUUUGAGUGGUACAAUCCCGUUCUCCUUUGACAAACUGUCAAGUUUACUGGCCUUCAACUUCUCAAACAAUGAUCUUACUGGCCGUUUGCCUUCAUUACCUCUCUUUCAAAUCUCAACAUUCAGCUGCUUUGCUGGAAACAAAGGACUUUGUGGAGGAAAGCUUGGCAUUUGCCCAAAUUCAGCUUCACCCUCCCCUCCAAAUAAACUAGGGAAAGUUUUGGCUAUAGCUGCAGCUGUUGUUAGCGGGAUUUCUUUGGUUUUAAUAGUAGUCAUUUUAUAUCUCAUGAGAAGUCCAUUGGACCCUAUUGUGGGGCAGCAAGAUAUUAAUACACCAUACUCUCAUCCUGUUUCAGACUUGUACUUCUUCCAAAAGGAGGAGCUAACUUUCCAAGAUGUGGUUGAAGCUACUGAAAAUUUUCAUUCCAAAUAUGUAAUUGGAAAAGGAGGUGUUGGAACUGUGUAUAGAGCAGAUAUAUCAGUUGGUCAUACAAUUGCUGUUAAGAAGCUGACAUCAAGCAGUGACAGCAGCAUCAACGUAAAUGCCAGCUUCCGCGCUGAAAUCUUAACUUUAGGAAAAAUAAGGCAUCGGAAUAUAGUGAAAUUAUAUGGUUUCUGCAAUUACCAUGGCUCCAAUAUACUUCUUUACGAGCACAUGGCAAGGGGCAGUUUAGGGGAGUUAAUUCAUGAACCAUCAUCCUCUAGUCUUGAUUGGCAUGCUCGGUUUAGGAUUGCCCUUGGAACUGCACAAGGGCUCUCUUAUUUGCACCAUGAUUGCAAGCCUAGGAUUAUCCACCGUGACAUAAAGCCCAAUAACAUACUCAUUGAUCAUGAAUUUGAAGCUCAUGUUGGGGAUUUUGGCUUGGCAAAGCUGAUCGAUAUGUCAUGCUCUAAAUCAGUGUCAGCAGUUGUAGGUUCUUACGGCUACAUUGCCCCUGAGUAUGCAUACACAAUAAAAGUCACAGAAAAAUGCGAUGUGUAUAGCUAUGGAGUUGUCCUUCUGGAGUUACUGACUGGCAAGAAGGCAGUUCAACCGUUGGAUCAAUGUGGUGAUCUUGUGACAUGGGUGAGAAAUCAUAUCCACAAACAUUCCUUGUCACUAGACAUCUUUGACACUCGUUUGGAUCUACAAGAUGAAAUAGAUGUGGCUCAAACUUCUGAUGUCUUAAAAAUUGCUGUGCUCUGCACUGACACGUGUCCUUCUAGACGCCCAACUAUGCGUAAAGUCGUGUCGAUGCUCACAAGUUCUAGCAAACGGACUCAGCAAUCUUCCUUCUCUCCAUCUCAAGAAUCAAGAUGCUAACAGAAAAUUAUAACUCUUCGUUUUACACCUAUGAUGAGCUUGGUUAACUAGGUUUAGCUUUUAGCGCCUGAAAUAACCUUUAUAACUUUUAUAUUAGUUGUUGAAUUUUUUUUUUUUCCUGUUUUAAUCUUUCUUUGUAUCU